This is a messenger RNA of Conger conger (European conger), 4447 nucleotides long. It is a transcript of the gene usp44, whose product is annotated as ubiquitin specific peptidase 44. Gene Ontology annotation, molecular function: cysteine-type deubiquitinase activity; zinc ion binding. The record is from RefSeq and is a predicted model, not a curated record. The transcript has 6 exons. Gene Ontology annotation, cellular component: cytoplasm. Gene Ontology annotation, biological process: protein deubiquitination. Bases 225 to 2399 code for a protein of 724 amino acids. Lineage: Eukaryota; Metazoa; Chordata; Actinopteri; Anguilliformes; Congridae.
UUCGGUAAAACGUCACACAGCACAGGCUCUGUGGUUUUUACGUCAUUCCAGGACGCAGAGCAGCCGACUCCACGCGACAACAGUAGACAAGAUGGCGACGGCAACAGUGCUAGCGGAGUAAGUGCCGUAGUGUGAUAUAGAUAAAAACAUGUUGUGGGCGCAGCGUGUUCUGCAGACUGCCAUGGUUGCCGUGCCGAUGUAAAGCGACAGAGAGAGCGGGCGCGAUGGACAAGUGCAAGCACAUCGGUCGGCUACGGCUGGCCCAGGACCACUCCAUCCUGAACCCCCAGAAGUGGCACUGCGUGGACUGCAACACCACCGAGUCGGUCUGGGCGUGCCUGAGCUGCUCGCACGUGGCCUGCGGGCGCUACAUCGAGGAGCACGCCCUGCGCCACUUCCUGGAACAGCGCCACCCGGUGGCCCUGGAGGUCAACGAGCUGUACGUCUUCUGCUACCUGUGCGACGACUACGUCCUCAACGACAAUGCCAUGGGCGACCUGAAGCUGCUGCGCGGCACGCUGGCUGCCAUCAAGAGCCAGCGAUACGAGUGCACCACGCGCAGCGGACGGACGCUGCGGUCCGCCGUCGCCCCCGGCGACGACCUGGCCCCGCUGGGCACCGCCCGGGAGCUGAAGGACGAGGACCGGAUGUUCACCGCCCUCUGGCACCGAAGACAUGCCCUGAUCGGACGGGUGUUCCGCUCCUGGUUCGAGCUGACGGCAGGGGGCAGGAGGAGGGCCGAGGAGGAGAGGCUCCAUGAGGAAGAGGAGGAGAGGAGGAGGGAGGCGCGGGAGCGGAGGCUGGAGCUGAAGCGGCAGCUGAGGGAGGAGCUGGAGAGCACCCCGCCCAGGAAGAGCCAUCGGCUCCGUCGCCAGAGCCAGCGAGCGGCGGCCGCGGCCAUCACAGCGCCGAGGCCCGUCCGGACCGACGCCGGGCCCCAGACCCGCUCCGCGCCCGAACCCAAGAGGACGAGGAGGUCCGAGAGGAGGCCGCCGACCAAGACCCGCCCCGCCGCCAAAAACCGAACCAAAACCAGAGCCACCUCAUCUACCAAAGCCCCUACCUCCACCUCCACCUCCGCCGGCUCCAAGAGCGGGGACUCGCCCGUCAAGCGCAGGCCCACCGUGACCCCGGGCGUGACGGGGCUGCGUAACCUGGGCAACACCUGCUACAUGAACUCCAUCCUGCAGGUGCUGAGCCACCUGCACAUCUUCCGGGAGUGCUUCCUGCAGCUGGACCUCAACCAGGCCCUGGAGCUGCUGGCCAGCGCCGUCAACGGGAAGCUGGUGGUGCGGAGCGCCGGAACCAAGGUCCCGUCCUCCCCCUCCUCCCCCCAGGCCCAGAAAAAGGGCCCGUCGGCGGGCUCGGGCUCCAGCUCGGGCCCCGGGCUCAGCGGCGGGGCAUCGCGGUCCCGCAGCAUGGAGCUGAUCCAGCCCAAGGAGCCCAGCUCCAAGCACAUCUCGCUGUGCCACGAGCUGCACACGCUGUUCCAGGUGAUGUGGUCGGGGAAGUGGGCGCUGGUAUCGCCCUUCGCCAUGCUGCACUCGGUGUGGCAGCUCAUCCCCGCCUUCCGCGGCUACGCCCAGCAGGACGCCCAGGAGUUCCUGUGCGAGCUGCUGGACAAGGUGCAGCGCGAGCUGGAGAACACCGGCACGCUCACCCCCGCCUGCGCCCCGCCCGGCCAGAGGAGGCUCAUCCGCCAGGUGCUCAGCGUGGUGAACACCAUCUUCCACGGGCAGCUGCUCAGCCAGGUGACGUGUCUGGCCUGUGACUACAGGUCGAACACGGUGGAGCCGUUCUGGGACCUGUCCCUAGAGUUUCCUGAGCGCUACCACUGCAGCGGGAAGGAAACGGCCUCGCAGUUCCCCUGCCAGCUCACCGAAAUGCUGGCCAAGUUCACCGAGACCGAGGCCCUGGAGGGGAGCAUCUACGCCUGCGACCAGUGCAACAGUAAGCGGCGGAGAUUUUCCUCCAAGCCCGUCAUCCUCACUGAAGCUCAGAAGCAGCUCAUGGUUCACAAACUGCCUCAGGUCCUCCGCCUGCACCUCAAACGCUUCAGAUGGUCUGGCAGGAACCACCGGGAGAAGAUCGGGGUUCACGUCAGCUUCGACCAGGUGCUAAACAUGGAGCCGUACUGCUGCCGUGACCCCUCGUCCCCCGCCUCCCCGCGCACCGAGCGCUUCGUCUACGAGCUGUCCGCCGUCGUGAUGCACCAUGGGAAGGGCUUUGGCUCCGGUCACUACACUGCCUACUGCUACAACACAGAAGGAGGGUUCUGGGUCCACUGUAACGACUCCAAGCUGAACGUCUGCACCGUGGAGGAGGUGUGCAGAGCCCAGGCCUACAUCCUGUUCUACACCCAGCGGGUCUCUCAGGACAAGGGGAGAGCAGCUCUUUAGGAGGGAACAUACCCCCCUCAGCACAGGGGCUGGAACCCCCCGCCCCACCCCCCCUCAGCACCAGCAGCCGCCGUGGAGAGUCUCCACAUCAGCAAAGCCCCUGACCUCCAUCCACAUCCAGACUCUCUUUGCGGACCGUUUCCUUUUUUUAAGCGAGGAAGAGUACCUUUUUCAAUGUUUUAAGAACUGGAUACGAAACUGCGCUUUUUCCUUUUGUUUCUUUUGUGUUUUUUAAAGAGAACGACUUGUGAAUUUCUUGUAUAUUGUGUUUAUAAGGUUUUGUAUUAAAUUUGUAAACUUUUUUUGUUAUAAAUAGUGUACAGGCUUUUUUUGUUUUUGUUUUUAGUGAUAGAAGGUGCAUGUGGUCAGACAGAUGAGACAUGCCAUGUGGAAAUUGACAAAUCAUGGUCAGGUUAUACUUUUCUAAACAAAAAAGACAAACUGUUGUCAUCACUCCAAAUACUGUAAUAAUGUAUGUGUGUAUGUGGACAUGUCUAGGUAUCUGCCUUACGGUUCAAAACCCUUGUUAACUGUGAUCACAAUAUAGAAAGGGUGGAUUGGGGUGAUGGGUAAGGGAAACUUAGCAAAAACCCACGUUAUAUGAGCCCUGGUGAGUAUUGAUGGAUUAAACCCAGCCAGGCCUCUCCGCUCUCCUUUGUAAAGUGGUUCAAUUAGCACCCAAAAUGUCUAAAAAGUGGGUCACCGUAUGUAUACCCACUGGCCCGUGAUCACAGGAAUGUAGUCGGUGUAACUUGGAACCCCAUGAGUUUAGAAUGUAUUUUUGUGAGCAGGUAUAGGGAUCGGCCACAACACUGGCCGGUAAAUGGCGGAGUUUGGCAUCGUCGAUGUCUCUGGGCUGUGCUGCAAUGCCGGCAGGUCCUGGCAGACCAUAAGACCUCCAGUAUACCAGCAUCCUCUGUUCUUACGCCAUCAGGGAACCUGACCACUCACUGAAAAACCCUUACUGCCUUUCCCACCAGGGGGAAAACAAGGUUGCUCCAACAUUGUCACAGGAAAUGGCUUCUGCCCUGUACGGGGAAACCUGUUUUAGAACACUGGUAAGCAACCCUGUUCCUGGAGAUCUGUAGUCCUGUAGAUUUUCACUCCAACCUCAACCCUCAUUCAACGGCUACAGAUCCCGUUGGGCUGCUAAUUAGUAGAGUCAGGUGUGCCAAAUUAGGGUUGAAUUGAAGAUCAACAGGAUGGUCCAUCUCCAGGAACAGGGCUGGUUACCACACUUUUAGAACUUACUCCACCACUAUGUUCUGAACUAUCAUUUUAUCUCUACCUUCUCCCACAUCCUAUUCCGCGCCAGUGAGAACUACUGCAGUUUCAUUUGUAUUUUUUAGAAGUAUUUUUGAAUGUAACAAAAUUGAAAAAGGUAUCAAAAAGAACAAGAUCUAUACAAAGUUUUUUUUUUUCUGUAGAUAGCGGUCCUAUUUUGAAUAGAGGAAUGUGCAGACCUGAAAACUAAAUUCUGUAUUUUUUCAUACAUUUUGAAUAAGAAUGUAUGGAUUUUUCAGACAAUUUUCAUAAAUUGCAUUCCAGAAGAAUUGGUGUCAUUAGAACCACCAAAGUAAAAGAAUACUUUAUUUUCUGAUAAUCUUGCAAUGAGAUUUUCUUUUAAGAAAGGUAUUUUUGGAGCGCAUCUUUGAUUACAAAAGCAGAAGAAAUCACCAGCAGCUUUCAGUCUCAAGACACAAGGAACAAAAAUGAUUAAGUAAAACAUUUUGACAGGUUUGGCUCAGAAUUUUUACCUGUAAUAUUGCAAAAUGGAUGUUCUUUGUGUGAUAUAUUCCUUGCUGAAGACCUUGAGAAUGUGUAUUGUAAAGAUUAUUCUCCACGAUUGUACAGUUAACGGUUAAUGGCGAAAGCCCCUUUUCAUAUUUCAACCAUCAGUUACCGGGGACAGUGAACGCACACGGCUUUUCUAAUUCAGCAUUUGUCAGUUUCUUAUGUAAAUUUAUGGAAAUACUAUGCAAAUUGUUACCUCAAUUUUUAGAGAAAUUUACCUCAAUAAAAUAUUUUUUCAUUUUUUUUUUAAAGAA